Messenger RNA from Boleophthalmus pectinirostris (great blue-spotted mudskipper), 2219 nucleotides. RefSeq names its product sterol 26-hydroxylase, mitochondrial. Gene Ontology annotation, cellular component: mitochondrial inner membrane. Gene Ontology annotation, biological process: glucocorticoid biosynthetic process; C21-steroid hormone biosynthetic process; cholesterol metabolic process. The coding region runs from base 341 to 1948 and encodes 535 amino acids. NCBI's taxonomy places the organism in Eukaryota, Metazoa, Chordata, Actinopteri, Gobiiformes, Gobiidae. The record is from RefSeq and is a predicted model, not a curated record. The transcript has 9 exons. Gene Ontology annotation, molecular function: oxidoreductase activity, acting on paired donors, with incorporation or reduction of molecular oxygen; iron ion binding; heme binding.
AGUGACUAAACCAAGACAGAAAUUAGUUUGGUAGCAGGACUAAAACAGGUCUGAGCCUGAACUUGUUUAAAUGCUGUAGCCGGGUUAAAUCAGAACAAGACUAAACCAAGCAGGUCUCAACUGUUCUGGAGCUGGACUAAACCAGGACUAAACCAGAACUAACACUAGUACAAUCUAUCUUGGACUAAUAAUAAUUGAACUUAUAUUUUGUACCAGCUACACCAACUAAACCAAGACUAAAACUACAACCAAAUUGUACCUAAAAUAGGGCUGAACCAGGACUUUACCAAGACUAAAUCUGGACUAAUCACUGGUCAAGACUUGUCACUAUACCAGCAUCAUGUCUGCACUGGUCCAGUCUUGGUCCAGGUCUACAUCCUGGACUGGACUUUUGAGGUCCUGGGCUGCUGGACCAUCUUCAGUCCCUCGUCUCUGUGUAGUCCAAACAGCUGACGCCUCCAGUUCUGUAUCAACCCAAGUCCAAGACGGGACUGGGACUAAGACCAAAGUCCGGACCAUAAAAGACCUCCCUAAAGUCGGGUUCUUGAGGUUUUUCUACAGGCUGGUGGUCAAGGGUUACUACAUCCGAAUGCACGAGCUACAGCUCUAUGACAAGAGUCUCCACGGCAGUAUCUUCCGAGACGGUUUGGGCGCAGUGGCUCUGGGCAGUGCCGAGCUCCUGGAGGAGGUCCUGAGGAGGGAUGAGAAGUUCCCGGUCAGAGGAGACAUGUCCCUGUGGAAGGAAUACCGCGACAUGCAAGGAAUUGGAUACGGCCCCUUCACAGAGGAGGGGGAGCGCUGGUACCAGCUGCGUUCGGUGCUGAACAGGAGGAUGCUGCUCCCAAAGGAGGCUCACGAGUUUGGGCCUGUGAUCUGGGACGUGGUCCAAGACUUCACAGACCGGCUCCGAGUCCUGAGGAAGUCCAGUCCCACCGGAGACAUGGUGCAGGACAUCGCAAACGAGUUCUACCGCUUCUCUCUGGAGGGUAUAGCGUCCAUCUUGUUUGAGACGAGGAUCGGCUGUCUGGAGGAUCCGAUUCCCGAGGGCACACAGGAUUUCAUAAACUCCAUAAUCCAGAUGUUCUCCUACAGUCCCUAUGUCAUUGUCCUGCCCAAGUGGAGUCGCCCCCUACUGCCCUACUGGCGCCGCUACAACGAAGGCUGGGCGGGCAUCUUCAAAUUCGCGAAGGUGUUGAUAGACCGUAAGCUGGUGGAGAUUGAGCAGCGUGUGGACCAGCAGGAGGCGCUGGAGGGCGAGUAUCUGACAUACCUCCUGUCGAACACCAACAUGAGCCUGAAGGACGUGUACGGGAGCGUGGCCGAGCUGCUGCUGGCUGGAGUCGACACGACAUCGAACACUCUGACCUGGGCCCUGCACCUGCUCUCCCUGAACCCUGAGGUCCAGAGGAGACUCUACAGUGAGGUUUCCCAGAGCGGCCCAGAGCCCUCUGCAGAGGAAGUAACCCGGAUGCCCUACCUGAAGGCCACCAUUAAAGAAACACUACGCAUGUAUCCAGUUGUCCCCAUGAACGCAAGAAUCUUCUCAGAGAAAGAUGUUGUAAUUGGUGGAUACUAUUUUCCAAAGAAGACCCCGUUUGUCUUCUAUCACUACGCCAUCUCCCACGACGAGCGCACGUUUCCCGCUGCGUUUGAGUUCCAUCCGGAGCGCUGGAUCAGGGACGGUCACUCACUGCCUCAUCCUUUUGGUUCCAUCCCGUUUGGCUUUGGGGUCAGGGGUUGUGUGGGGCGCCGCAUCGCAGAGUUGGAGAUGACCAUGGCUCUCUUCCAGUUGGUGCGUUUGUUCGAGAUCCGGCCGGACCCUUCGGUGGGAGAACUGAAGAGUCUGAACAGAACUGUGCUGGUCCCAGACAGAAACGUCAACCUGCACUUCAUCCAGAGAGAGGGACAGAAAGAGAGGGAGGGAGAGAAAGAGGAAAGGGAAGGGUGAGAGAGAGAGAGGGAGAAGAGGAGAGGGAGGCGAAUGGGAGAGAGGGAGGGAGAGGGAAGAAGGGAGGGAGAGAUUUAGACUGAGAAAGUGAUGGGGGAGAGAGAGGAUCUUUUCUUCUACUUGUGUUUAAAAUGUGAACUUUGAACCAAAUUCUUUAAAAACAUAAAUCGCAAAUGUCAUUGAUUUUCAAGAGUCAAGUCAAAAUGUCUUUUACUCUUUGUUCUGUCUGUGUAUCACAAUAAAAAUUCACCUGCCCUCACCUGUCAGUAAA